Molecule: messenger RNA, 1116 nt
Organism: Loxodonta africana (African savanna elephant)
Lineage: Eukaryota; Metazoa; Chordata; Mammalia; Proboscidea; Elephantidae
Product: protein FRG2-like-2
Exons: 2
Coding region: 415-1116 (233 amino acids)
Source: RefSeq, a predicted model, not a curated record
GAUUUCCUGGGGGUAUGGCCUGCCUUCAGUAUAUACACAGAUGUUCCAGCAAGGCUCCCUUCACUCUGGAUCCUGAGUCUCGCCCCUCAUAUUUGGACCUCUGUUUCUUGAGACAUGAGCCUUCGUUCUGUCAUCACACAUACCCAUCUUGGGUUCAUCGGCACCUGCAACUACCUGAGUCAGGAGAAGCCUCCAGCCUGAAGCCUAAACCAAGAACCUGAGACUUGCCAGCUUCUACAAGCAGGAGUUGAAAGGGGAGGAAUGUGACCAGAAAGGACUCUAAAGGUUUCUGAGGAGCUAAGGAGGGACCCAGACCUGGAGCACUAGAGUCACCACCUUGGCUCUCCCUGAGUUCUGAUCAGAACCACCCUGCCAACCACAGAUCAGGAUUCAUUUAGGAGCAGGUUCAUCAGCAUGAACAACUGGAGCCCACCCAGUCACUUGGACUUCACAAACCAGAGUCUGCUUCAGUACAAGGCCUUGACCACCCCUGCUCUGGAGUCGCUGCCCCACUCCUUAAAAGAAAAAGGCUCAGAUAAAGAGGAGAAACUGUUUGAAGGAAAAGGCAAGACACUCUCUUCUCAGCCAAGUGAGAGCAGCACCCAGAGGCAAGGUAAGGACUUGGGCUUUUUGUGCCCCUGGGUGGGUUCAUACUGCCGCCUCUUUGGUUACCAGUUAGGCCCUUACCCACAUGCUUUGCCCACAGGGGUCUCUCCACUGAUCUCCAGAAAGAAGGAUGAAAAGGGUCCUGAUGCUGGAGAUGAGACCCAGAGUACCCACCAUGGGAAACACUCGAAGACGCAUUCCAAGCGAAGGAAGCGGCCCAGAGUCUGGUCCCCAGGAGACCAGCCACCACCACUUCGGAGAUGCCUGGUAACCUCCCUGCGGGCUCUGUCUGAGGCCAUUUACCAGGAUGUGGCCCAGGUUCGGGCCCAGCAGGCACAGGCCCCGCUGACCUGGGAGGAGCUCGAGGUGCUCGCCCAGCUCCGGGGGCAGCUGUACACAGCAACCCAAACCUUCUACACCAUGGCCACCGAGGCGGCAUAUGUCUUCCCUGCUGAGGGUUGGCUCAACCCUGACCCACUGCCUGACUCCAGGGACCCAGCCCAGGAUUAG